AGGACCAACCAAACAAACAAACCAAUACCAUAACACAUUUUCCAUAACACUUAUAUUCAUUCAUACACAUACCAAAAAAAAUUUAAGCCAUUUUCAUACAUAAAAAAAAUGGCUUCUUUCUUUGGCUCACCACCAUUUCUAUCUCACCCUCUAACUCCUAAAACUCUCAACUUCUCAUCCUCUUCAUCCCAAACACCACCUCCCCCGACACCGCCACCGCCACCGCCACCGACACCACCAUCAUCAUCUAAGGCAUUAAGCAAUAAUUCUAGCCAACCAAUGGAACAAGUCCCAAUCAAAAAACAACAACAACAACAACAAAAGGGUUAUUCUUCAAAUUUAAAGGCUGAUUCCACAGAUUGGAUAGCUUCAAGUUUAACUAGGAGAUUUGGGCUUGGUGCUGGGCUUGCUUGGGCUGGAUUUUUAGCUUUUGGUGUUGUUUCUGAACAGAUAAAGACUCGUUUUGAAGUCUCUCAAGAACAAGCAAACACAAGAAAUGUGGAGGAGGAAGAAGAGGUGGUAUUGCCUAAUGGCAUAAGAUAUGUCGAGUUAAAACUAGGAGGUGGAGCUACUCCGAGGCCGGGAGAUUUGGUGGUGAUUGAUCUCCAAGGCAAAGUAGAAGGAAGUGGGGAAGUGUUUGUGGAUACAUUUGAGAAAGAUAAGAAGCCUUUGGCUUUAGUAUUGGGAUCAAGACCUUAUAGUAAAGGAGUUUGUGAAGGUAUAGAGUAUGUGAUUAGAUCAAUGAAGGGAGGAGGUAAGAGGAGAGUAAUAAUUCCUCCAAAUUUGGGUUUUAGAGAAAAUGGUGCUGAUUUAGGGACUGGUGUGCAAAUUCCUCCUUUGGCAACACUUGAAUACAUUGUUCAAGUUGAUAAAGUAUCAAUUGCACCAGCAUGAUUUUUAUUAAAUAAUGAGAAAAAAAAAAGUCAUUUAACUA
This is a messenger RNA of Cannabis sativa, 934 nucleotides long. RefSeq names its product peptidyl-prolyl cis-trans isomerase FKBP17-2, chloroplastic. Bases 109 to 894 code for a protein of 261 amino acids. The record is from RefSeq and is a predicted model, not a curated record. The transcript is spliced from 3 exons. Gene Ontology annotation, molecular function: peptidyl-prolyl cis-trans isomerase activity. Gene Ontology annotation, cellular component: chloroplast. Lineage: Eukaryota; Viridiplantae; Streptophyta; Magnoliopsida; Rosales; Cannabaceae.